Theobroma cacao (cacao) is the source of this 2891-nucleotide messenger RNA. Its product is annotated as protein trichome birefringence-like 30. Gene Ontology annotation, cellular component: Golgi apparatus. Lineage: Eukaryota; Viridiplantae; Streptophyta; Magnoliopsida; Malvales; Malvaceae. The record is from RefSeq and is a predicted model, not a curated record. Gene Ontology annotation, molecular function: O-acetyltransferase activity.
AGUUACGACAAUCUUUUUAAGGAUGAAAUUUGAAAGCAUUUGCUUUGCAAGAUUCUCUGCCCCCACAACAGUGGAGGAGUUUGGUUUGGUUCUAGCUCAUCAUUGAGUGAUUAGUUUCUUAAAGUCAAUACCUAAUUAUUUAUUUAUACAUAUAGAUUUGUCCUGCUUCAACUUUCAAUGACAAAAUAAAUAGCAAGACCAAAAGCAAAUAAGAGAUAGUAGAUUAAAGAUUCCAGAAAUGGCAUAGAUCAGCAAGAUAUCUGCUUCUUCGUUGUAGGGAAAACUCUAUAGCAAGUCCAGGCAAUUUUCAAGGUUGCUAAUUCCUUCUGACAAAGGAAGCUAUACUCAGCUUUGCUCUCAAUCUCUUUCUGCUGUUUGUAAGCAUUUUUAGCAUUUCUAAAUCUGAUAAGACUCUGACAAGGCAACUUAACAGUUGUUAUAAACAUGGAAUAUUUCAAAAGAGGACAACAGCUUUUACCAACUAAAAUACGUUAAACAAUUGUAAUUGGGUGCAUACACAUAUAAAAUUAUAAAAUGGUAUAUGUAUAAUACAAUAAGAAAUGGCAGGUUGACCUACAGCUACCAAAACAAGAAGUUUUCUAUUUAGAUUUCAAGACAGAGAAGAUUAUCCCAACAUCCAUCCAUAGCCAUAAUUUUGUUAUUUGAUCAAGCUGAUCUUGACUCUCUGAUAGAAAUAAGUAACAAUGAAGAAAGUCGGUAUGACCCAGAGAUGCAGUUACUCCCCAAUAUUAACCAUAGUAGUUUUUUCAACUUUAUUCUUUGGAUUCUUUUCGUACAAGGAAUACAGGAAAAUGAUUCCAGUCCCAGAUUUCAAACACCAAAAGCCCUUCCCGGAAUCCUCCAACACAAGUAAUGUUGGAAUUCAAGAAACAGACAAGGAACACAAUGAUGGAAAAGCUAAGGUAGAGACAAAAGGAGGUAUUGAAGAAAAGUUUCAAGAUAGCAAUGAUUCGAACUUAAUCACAGUAGAAGAAGAAGAGGAUGAUGGUGCCAAUAAAAGGAUUGUUUUUCCCCUAGAAGAGUGUGAUAUCUUCAAAGGAGACUGGGUUUUUGAUAAUGGCACACACCCUUUAUACAAAGAAGAAGAGUGUGAGUUUCUCACCGAGAUGGGGACAUGCCAGAAGAAUGGAAGGCCAGAUUCCUUAUACCAGAAAUGGAGGUGGCAGCCCAGGGAUUGCUCUUUGCCCAAGUUUGAUGCAAAAUUGUUGCUGGGGAAACUUCAAGGAAAGAGGCUUAUGUUUGUUGGAGACUCCAUACAUUUUAGCCAGAUGCUAUCCCUGGUUUGCAUGGUUCAAUCUGUCAUCCCACCAGAGAAGAAGAGCUUCAGUUAUGGAAGGUAUACCACUGUCUUUAAAAUGGAGGAAUAUAAUGCUACCAUGGAAUUCUACUGGGCACCAUUUUUGGUUGAGUCCAAUGUAGACCCUCCAACAAGGAGGGAUGGCACAGUGGAUCCUGUAAUCAAGCUUGAAUCAAUCUCAAAGCAUGGAGAUAACUGGAAAAAUGUUGACUACCUCAUCUUCAACACAUAUAUUUGGUGGAGGUACCCUACCAUGAAAGUAUUACGAGGAUCUUUCGAUGAUGGGGUGACAGAUUAUGUCGAAAUCAAUCAGAAUAUAGCAUAUGAGAGCGUUUUGAGGUCAUGGGGCAAGUGGCUGGAAGAGAAUGUUGAUUCGAAUCACACUUCAGUUUUCUUCAGCAGUCCAGCACCUUCACAUAUAAAGAGCUCUGCCUGGAAUAACACAAGCGGGAUCAAGUGUUCAAACGAGACAACUCCGAUUCUAAACAUAUCUACAUCACUGGAUGUGGGAACAAAUCGUUGGCUUUUUGCGAUUGCGGUGAAUGUCAGUCGAUCCCUGGAAAUACCUGUUCACUUCCUCGACAUCACCACCCUUUCUGAAUACCGGAAAGAUGCACAUACAUCUAUUUAUGCAGCACCCGGAGGCAAGUUGCUGACUCAAGAACAAAAGUCUGAUCCAGCAACAUAUGCAGAUUGUGUGCACUGGUGUCUCCCUGGCUUACCUGAUACAUGGAACGAGUUGCUAUAUACGCUCAUCAUAUCCCAGACUUGACUGAACCACUAUGAUUUCUCGUUUUCCCACCCCCCCCCCCCCCACCCCGUUUGUCGGAUGACAUGAUUGAUUGAAUCCCGGGGGAGAAUCCAUCAACCUGGUGUCUCAACACAAAGUAUAGAGGAAUUGAACUUGAAUUGCUGUUGUUUGGUCCGAACUUGAACCAUGCUAUGUAUGUAAUGUUCAUUGAAGAAACACUACAUGUUAAUGGUACAAAACCAAUAGAGAGAGAGAGAGAAUACCACCUAAUUCUUUUAAGUUUAAAUGUUAAGGGGGUUUUUUGUUUGUCCCUAAAUUGAUUGAGAACUUAAAGGAUUAUGCAUGACUCCGGCAAGAAAUUUUUUUUUUUUAAAUUUAUUUUGCCACUACAUUCUUGAUAUGAUGCCUAGGAUUUUUUUUUUUUAAAUUGAAUUCUUGAUUAUCUUGAUUAGCUUUCUUGUCUAUGUUAUUGUUUUCGUUCAAUUGAGAAGUGGUCAGGGUAAGUGAAGGAAUAAGAAAGGUUGAGAAAAGGGCUUCUUCUGUUUAUAAGAAAAAAUUGAGAAAAGGGGCUUUUAUUUGUCCCUAAUUUGAUUGAGAAUUUAAAGAAUUACGCAUGACUCAACAAAGAAAAGAAAAAAUUGGCCGGACACCACGCCGGCCAUGGCUCGUGUUAACCACUCAAUGGCCCAUUUUUAUGAGGAAUUGAUGAGCCACAGGUAAGACCCACGAUGACUUUCGGUUCUCAUAUUGAAUGAACGGGCAUUCACAAAGCCCAAGCCUGUCUAUGCAGACCUUGACCAUGUGACUGAAGUGCUGAGCCGG